AUCUCUUCGCAGAUUAUAAUUACACUCCCUUGUUUAUAUUUCUCUCGAUAUUGUAUACAAAUGAAUAGAAAAUACUUGGAUCGUCGAUCAUACUCAUGGUCCGGAUCACAAGCAAGACCAUACAUAUGCGAUUUUUGCGAGAGAGGUUUCUCCAACGCACAAGCUUUAGGAGGGCAUAUGAACAUCCACAGAAAAGACAGGGCAAAACUUCGACAAGCGAACCUAAAAGAAGAAGAUACUGAAGAAGCCACCACUUCGAGAAAUCAGUUAGAGCAAGAGCUUAUUGAGUUACCGUUCUUCGUUGAUACGGUCCGUCGACCAACAACAAAAGAAGAAGAUGAUAAAAGCGAUAACUGUGUAGGAGAUGAAGAAAAGAACAAAACGAGGAUACUUGAAACGGCUUUAUCUCAAAGUGCAGAAGUGAUAGAUCUUGAGCUCCGGCUAGGAUUAGAUCCUUAUAAGAAAUCAACAAGAAACUAAUGAAAUUUGCAACCACGCGUCCAUUAGUGGAGAAAAGGCUGCUUCAAAAAAUAUGAGGAAGGUCUUUUUUGCUUACAGGAAACUUCUCGACAUUUUUCGUAUUAAAAAUGCGGUCGCGAUUAUGCCACGUGUUAUUAACAUGACGUGGCAUCCGAGGUGGCACAACCUAAGUCUCCGUAAUUGAUUCUCCCCACCUUCGUUAUUUUUGU
Camelina sativa (false flax) is the source of this 689-nucleotide messenger RNA. Its product is annotated as transcriptional regulator TAC1-like. The record is from RefSeq and is a predicted model, not a curated record. NCBI's taxonomy places the organism in Eukaryota, Viridiplantae, Streptophyta, Magnoliopsida, Brassicales, Brassicaceae.